AAAAAAUCAACCAAAUUAAAUGUCAAUUAGACAUUCAAAACUCGAAUAGAUUCUACGUUUUUGUAUUUGUUUUUUUGUGAUGUUGGCAUAAACAGAUUGAUGUCUUCAAUAAUCAAAUACUAAGUUUUAACAUCCUGAGUUACAAUCUCAUGACUCGAUCAACGCACAUGUGGACGAGAUAAACUUGAUUUGCUCUUAACUACCUAACUAACAUAACUACCACAAGGUCUGUAAUUGAAUAUAUCACAGAGAUAGACAUAGUACAUGGUCCUUAUAAUUGCUUAGAACAAGUCUCCCUCCACCCCCUUUUCCCUCCAAUUAUUGGGUGGUUCGGACCAUCACCUUAAUUUUGAUUAUGAAUAAGUCAUUUUAAACACGUCAUAUCUCAUAUUUCAUUUUAUUAUUAUUAUUAUUAAUCAUGAAUGAUUAACAUUAGACGUGAUGGUCCUGAGUCUCUGAAUAAUUUUUUCUCACUACACACACUCAACAACUUCCAAAUGGGUAGAAACUAUUAUGAUUGUCUAAAAAUAGAGUUGUCACGUGUUGACUGCCCCUCUACUUUCUUGCGAAGCAAACAAGAAUUACUUUUAUUGCUUAAGAUUGAUUUCAUUCAUCAAUAGGUGUGAUUUAGUUUCAAGUACUCAAAGAGAAAUGGAUGAGGUUUUUGGGGAGAUUAUGGGUUGUGGGUUUGGUUCUGAUUCGAUAAUGCUGAGACUUCUAAGAUGUUCCAUGGACAAAGCUCACGAAAAUGUCCAAUCCACAGAUGGGGCUAUUGAACUUCUGAAUGCCAGAUCAAAAUUCUAUGAACUGGCAAUGGUCCUAGUAGAGGGCUGUUCAAAGCUAAUUGAAGAAAAGGCAGAGGUCCCCGAGAGCAACCGCGAGAAGAUGCUCUUGGACUUGACAGAAAGCGGAGACAUGGUCAGGGGACGCCUGAUGGAGUUGAAGCUCGGUAUGAUUGAGAAAGAUAGAGAGCUAAUGGAGAGAUUGGAAAAUGAGUGCAGGCUCAGGCAAGCACUGGAAUUGAGAGAAAUGGAAUUGGUUUCUUUACGUGCCAAGCUUGAACUGGAAAGAACAAAAACAGAGGAAACAGAGAAUUUCUUAAGUGGGGAUGAAGGAAAAGAAGGAGAUUUCUGUUAUUUGAAGAAUUCUGUGGAUCGACAGGUUUCAAACAUAAAACAAAAGCUUGAGGACGAGCGUAUAAGUCUAUCGAGUGCAAGCGAUUUUUAUGGUUAUGAUGGUUUUGAAGCGAUACAAUUGAAUCAUUUCUUGAGGCCAGAACAAAACAUAAUAAUCGAGCAGAUGAGCUCUGAUAUAGACGGAUUGCAAGGGACGUUGGAUCUUGCUUUUGGGAGGAUGCAGAGUGUGGAAAUGCGGCCCUUGGAGAAGCAAUGGAGGUGGGGAAUUGAGGAUGACAUAAUGGUAAUCUUGAUCAAGGGAUUCAUGAACAAUCUCCACUACAAUUUUGAAACAGAGUUGAAAAACAGAGCCAAACAAGCCCAUGCGAGCUUCUUGAUGACUGAGCAUUGGGAGGAGUUGGUUGAUGAGAUCACCAACUUGCACCAUGAGCUUGAGGCUCUUUGUUUCUCAAAUGAAGGUCAGCGUAAAAGGGUCAAAGACUCAAACAAUUGCUCGGAAACUUCAAUUGGUAUUCGUCGAACAAGCAGUGAGCCUUUACCAGAAUUUUAUUAUGUGGAAGAGCCGCAUGAGGAGGAACAAGACCGCGAUCAAAGUCACUAUGUUGCAAAGAUGAUAAAGAAUCACGAGACAAUUAUAAGAAAACAACGCGAAGAGUUGAAUUGGUUGAAGAGGGAGAUUCUUCAAGAAAAGGUGAGUUUGUCUAUAAGGAGACUCAAGGAUCCCAACAACCUUGCAACAAGGAUCCAAGAAGUUAUCACGAGAUUGGGAAAUGUUAUAAAGUGGGAUGCUAAAUUUGGGGACUACAAAGGUGUUUAUGAGCAAGAAAAUCUUCUAGAUGAAGAGAAAAUUAUGGGUUUUCAUAGUUUGGCAUAUUUUGGGGAGAAAGAAAGGCGAACAUAUUUGAACGAAGAAAUAAGGAAGCUAAAACAAGAAAAAGAUGAUUCAAAUUUGCAAACCAUUUUAAUGGAAGAGACUUAUGUUAUUAUUUUCAGAGGUUUGAUAAAAGAUUUCUACCUAGAGUUAGAUAAUUAUGAAAUUGACAGUGAAAUUAGGAGUGAUAUAUGUAUGCAUUUCUUCGGAGAAAUGGUCAGUGAGUGGAACCUCAACUUUGAAACAAAAGAUUUUGGAAUCCGGGUUGGGGAAAAAGUAUACUAUACAGUAUGCAGCAGCACCGCAAAGGAAUUUUUCUGCGAUCAAAAUGCUCAGGUUGAAAGUCACGUGGAAGAGCCGACUUCAUCUAGAAGUCUAUCAAAUUACUUGAAGAGCAAAGUAAGCGAAGAUGUGUUUGGAGAAUUUUUCCAAGAAAUGGCUGAGGAAUUUAAAGGGGAAACGAAUUGUCAUGCCACUGGGGACCAUAUCAAGGAAGAGAGAUACCAUGUUAUUGUAGAUGAGACGGUGAAAAAUUUUGAACGCACAAGUGCUUAUUGGUGCAUUGAGAGGAUAUUGACGGAAGACAUAUAUAUGGUGUUCUUCAGAGAAACAAUCAAGGAAUGGAAGAUGGAAAGGGAUGAUUACAACUCGGAGAAUCUCAUUAGAGAAGAGAUAUAUAAUUUUGUCAUUGUUGAGGCGGUGAAAGAUGCGUAUAUCUUUCUAAGAGAAUCUGAAGUCCCAAAUCAUGAGUCUGCUAAAAGCUCAGAGGGAGGGGGAGAGGAAAACUUAGUUCGAAAAAUAGAUUUUUUGUUGAAGUGUUUUGAAGUGGAGGAAGAUUUGAUGCUAAAAGCGAGUUGUGAGAUAAAAGAGCACAAUGCAAACAAUGGGCUCGUGGCCUCGGAAUGUGAAGAGGUGGAUGAGAGAUACGCUAUUGAAUGGUUGUUAACUGAGGAGGAAAGCACAUUUAGUUCUGUGAGUGACAAACUGGACACCGCAUUGCAGCAAAUGCUUGUCAGUAAGGUGAUAUUGAGGGAGUUGCAAGACAGUUUAGGCUUAGCGAUUGGCAAUAUAGGAAAAGAUCAUGACAAAGAGUACCCUUUUUUCCAACUGAACGACAAUCAAAUCUUGCAGUUAAACCUAUCUGAUUCAAUGUUCUCACCUCUCAUACGAUUUCAGCAAAUGCUUUUGGAUUUUGAGUGCUUGGUACGCCAAAAAUUAGAUAUGAAUUUUCUAAGGUUGGAAAAAUUGGCUCGUCAAUUAUAUCUACUCAUUCAACUUGUGGCCACGUUAAGAAAAAGAGAGUUGCUUUACAAAAAGGCUUUCUUGAGGAGGUGUCAUAAUCUCAUAUUAGCUGAAACUGAGGUUGAUUUGCUGGGUGAUCAAGUUGCUGUACUUCUAGGCCUACUUGAGAAGAUAUAUUUGGUAUUGGAUCAAUAUUCACCCGUUUUGUCGCUCUACUUCCCGGUGUCAGAUAUAUUGAAGUUGAUUGAGAAAGAGUUGAGUGGUGUUGAUUCUCAUACAACCAGAUAGCUAUAUGAAAUAUGCAUAUGAUCUAUUGUGUCUCUUGUAAAGAAAUUUGAGAGUAGAGAUUGCUCAAGGGUCCAUGUGAUAUGAUAUUGGAUCUGCUAAGCUCUAUGGAAGCAUCAACAAUGAAGUCACAAAAAAUGGAAGCUUGGCAUGGUUACUAAUUUGGUGUGACAUAUAUAUAUAUAUAUAUAUAAAAUGUGCACAUAAAAUGUUCC
Molecule: messenger RNA, 3749 nt
Organism: Camellia sinensis
Lineage: Eukaryota; Viridiplantae; Streptophyta; Magnoliopsida; Ericales; Theaceae
Product: WPP domain associated protein
Source: RefSeq, a predicted model, not a curated record